CCCCUGCCCCCCACGCCCCCUUCCCACACCCCCUCCACGUGCACCUCCUCCAGACCGAAAUCGGUUACAUUCUGUGCUCACUGUAAGUACGACAAACCAUCUGUUCCUUCAGACAUCGAUGUAAGGUACUACUCGGAUCCCGGCCAACCGGACACUCCCAAACAGAAAACUAAGAAGAAACCCAAGGAAGCCAAAAAAGAUUCUACUGACAGCGACCUGAAAUAUUACUCCGAACCGGACGCUAAAUAUUUCGAAAUCGACUACGAAUUUCUAAAGGAACUUAAAAAAAUAGCUCGUAACAACUGUCCCAAAUGCAAACGGAAGCGGCCGAGGAAAAAUGACAAGGACUCGCAUAGAUAUAAAGACAAGAACAGGCUCAAACCGCCUCGACACGUUCGGAUGAAGGAAAACUACGUCCUGUGCAAUGGCAGGUAUCACAGUGAUAUGGAACAUUGCCGGUAUUGCUGCAAAAUAUGUAACCGUUCAACGGACACCCUCGACUCCAUGGAGGACGAGUAUUCCCUCGUAUCGAGGAGUUAUAGUCUUCCAUCUAGCAAAGCUACUAUUAGUUCUCGCUCGAAAUCGACUCCAACGAAUCGUCCGCGAGAAAGAAAGAACUCGGUUCAAUCGAAUAAGUCCGUGUCGUUUCUCGAAUCGAGUAACGAGGAAUCGUUAAAAGACGAGCCGAAUUACACAGCGAGUAGUUUUACAAAUGACCUAAAAAAGUUCCUUCUAAAACCGUCUUCUCCUCGACUCAGCUUGCGCGAGAAGUUCAUCAUCAGUUUCAAACAAGAGUUGGAGGCUACGAAAAGGUCGCCCAAGCUCAAAGCCAUUAAGGGCCUUUGGAAGUCUUAUUGAUGUAUACAUGGCGUAUACCUUUUAUAAUUUUGUGAUUACCGAUAACUUGUAGGACAUUUUUCAAGAUUUUUAUGAGAUCGCGUUAGUAUUCCGGAAACCGUGUCGUCUUUGUAUACUUUUGUACUUUAGUACGAACAUUUUACACGAAGUAUUAAUGCCCCGGUGCGGUCCCGAUCUAAUAUUUCCUUAUCUUGGUGCUUAUUUUUAGGAUUAUAGUCUCGGUUCUUGGUAUAUCGUAUUUUGAGUCAACGUAAGUGUUCAGAAUUGGUCUAAACUUUGUAAUAGCGAUGUAGGUGCUAAAGUGAAAUGCUAUGUGUCGCGCGGACAUAAUUUAGACGUUUCAAACAAACUUUUAACUUAGAGAAUUUAUCUCUAUGUACUAUAUAGUUAAGAGAUUUAGUAGAAAUUUUUUCUCAUCUUAUCAGAAAUAAUUAAAAUAUAUGCCCGAGCGUCAUACUAUAUAACAUCAUCGAAUCAUUUUAAAUUUUAUGUUUUAUAUAUAAAGGUGCCACUGAGAUUAAUACUAUUAAUGUAACUGUCAAUUUUGUAUCGAUUGCAAUAAGUCGGUAAAACAGUUUUAUCCUAAUCCAAACCUAUAACUUUAAAUGGCGAAAACAAUAGAGAAGUUUUUUUUUUUUUUACUCGCAAAAAAGUUCUACGUCUAUCUAGUCUAUGUCCGUCUCAAGAUAUACUCGUUAUAAUUUCUCAAAUAUCGGUGUCAUUUUUAAGGUUAAAUACAUACAUAGACAUUUCAAGGUCGAAUUUUCUGUUGAUUUUUUUCUUUGAAUGCCUCAACAUGUGUCAUUAGUCUUCUUAAUCAAACAUCAUCAUCAUACUUAGAAGGAAUAUAUCAAACAAUAAAAUAUUCAUAUAUUUGAAAGUGUCUUAGAUUAGACUAGUAGACGAUUUAUUAUAAUAGACCCUAACACGUUCUACAUAGGGUUCUUUUUGCAAGGUAGCAUAGGUAUAGACAACGUUGACAGUAGUUUCUUAGGGAUCAAUAGGGAAUAGUUUUGUUAUGUUUAUAGAUAUUUAUAGUAUUAUUGUGUACCUAAAAGGCAUAUAGUAUUGCGUGUUUCGCAAAUUUAGAAAAUGGUAGAUUAUUUGAUAGAUGUUUUUGGAUUACAACGAUUUUUGGACGAUAAUUAAUUAACUUAAUUUUCAGUAAAUAAAAACUAUUCCGCAGAUAUAAACCGUUUAUAGUGAUGUUCGUAUAAUCGGCAAUUAUAAAUAAUUUCGAUUUAUAUAAAAUAUAUAUUUUGCACGAUACAAUGAACUUAUUGUUUAUGUAAUAAAGUAGUACGUAUUUAUUGGAUUGACAUUAUUUAUUAUAUGGAAUGCACAUUGUAAGUCGUUUUUUACACAACACGUAGAGCACCAUUUAUAUGACGAUAUAAUGUCAUCGUUUUGAAACAACAAAACUUAUACACGUCAGUUUUUAGAUUAUUAAUUGCAUAUACAAGUAAUCGUAGGCGUCCAGAGAUUUCGUAAAUAUAAGUAGUGAAUUAAUUGGUUAACGGAAUAAAUAGGGUUGGGAAAAUGAGAAGGACCAAAUUUAUCGAUUCUAUUUUGUCUUCUCUAACCCGUGUUUUACUGUAAAUGUUAGCGAAAAUUAUUUUAAGCGCUUAUUCCGUAAAAUAAAAUUUUGUAAAUGUUAUUUUUUAUCAUUUUAUUUCAUUACGAUUGUUUUUAAAACAUUUGACAAUUGAAGCCUACUUAUAAAGUUUCUAUAUAUAUCAAAUAAUUAUCGUCUUAGUUGUUUAAGUAUAUGAAGAUUUAUGAUAUGUCCACAGAGUAUCAAAAGAUUUAUUAUCGAGCGGUCUGAAAAUAAUCAGCCAGUGUUUUAAAUUUAUCUAUUUAUUUUAAUAUAAAGAGUUAUAAGUUUACGUGUAGUUGUAACAGUGCUAGAGUGCAGUUGGUAAGCGAUCUCAUUGAUAUUCACAUGUGAUGAGGCUUUAUGGAUAUUGAAUUUUUUUUUUAUUAUUUUCAGCACAGUUUAGUAGUUAAGUUUUUUUUGUACAGAGAUUUGAUACAAGUUUAUGUUAUGUUAGCGUUAUUGCUUACGCCGUUAUAACACCUUUACGCUUACUGGAUUCUUGGAAACAAUACAACCGUUGUUCAAAAUGUUUAGGGUGAUAAAACUUCUCUGUAAUAAUUUUUGUAACGUUAAUCGUUAUCGCAGUAACAACCGGAAGCCGUUUUUGUAAGGUAGACACUGACGAAAACGUUAAUUAUGGCAAAAUUUACACAUAACUUUGCCAAAAUUAACCGACACCUAUUAGCCUGUUAGGGAUGACGUGGCUGAGAAGUUGAUAUGUUAAAUUUUUUUGAAUAGAUUUAAAUUGUUAGACGCGCCGUCGGUUUUUACCUUAUUAAACGGCAAAUGAAUUCUUGGUGUGUGAAACAAAUGUUUGUGGCAACAAAAAUGAAAUAGUUCCACAAGCUUUACCGACCUGUUCCUCAAUUUCGAUUCCUAUUAAAACGAUAUUUUAUUAUUAAAACAAUAUGGUGCUACUUUAUUGAUAUAAAUAUUAAAAUAUUUAGUUAUCAGUAUAUUUUUUGGUGAUGUUUAUAAUUCUUAAGUAAUCUUACAGAGAAUUUUUAUCAUUUCCUGUCAUUAUAAAAAUAGUUACCAUAUAAGAAAAAUAUAAAUACAAAUCGUUCGAAGUUGCACAAAAAAAAAAAUCAUACAAUUAAACCGAUAUUUUUUAACCACUCUUAGUUUUAAGUGUACUAUAAUUUGAUCUGAUAUUACCGUUAAGAAAAGUUGCUUAUAUUGUUCGAUUCGAUGUAAAUUAUAAAACUAAAUAAUUAUAUACAAUUAGUAGUUGAAAAUGUAUUUAAAUAAAUUGACAAUAAACAGUAUUGAGAGUAUAAAUGUA
Molecule: messenger RNA, 3740 nt
Organism: Vanessa atalanta (red admiral)
Lineage: Eukaryota; Metazoa; Arthropoda; Insecta; Lepidoptera; Nymphalidae
Exons: 1
Source: RefSeq, a predicted model, not a curated record